Vollenhovia emeryi is the source of this 4322-nucleotide messenger RNA. It is a transcript of the gene woc, whose product is annotated as zinc finger MYM-type protein 3-like. The transcript is spliced from 11 exons. Gene Ontology annotation, molecular function: zinc ion binding. The coding region runs from base 88 to 3906 and encodes 1272 amino acids. NCBI's taxonomy places the organism in Eukaryota, Metazoa, Arthropoda, Insecta, Hymenoptera, Formicidae. The record is from RefSeq and is a predicted model, not a curated record.
UCCGAGAAGAACGUCCAGCCGGAAAACCCGGAGUUCGUGCAGUUCUCCCACGACAAGCACGAUGACUCGCAGAUCGAGGGCCAGUCCAUGGACGCGGAGGACCCGUUCGGCGGCGACAAUCUCACACCCGAGCACGUGGAACAGGCGGAGACCGAUGCGCUCGCCGAGAACGGGCUCAGCUUCAAGAAGCUGUACGAGCAGGGCGACAAUCUGCAGGACGCGGUGAACGCGAGAAAUAGCGACUGCGACGAGAAGCUGGGCGUCGAUUCGGCGUUGAACGACCCGAAGUUGGCCGACGUCGACAAGGUCGCGGACGGCGUCGCCGAGACGUCGAGUAACGUGCAAGCCGCCGUCGACUCGCUCGAGAGCACGUCGAUGGACGUCGAUCUUCCGGGCGCCAGUGCGUCGGAGACGGAACCGGUAGACGUGUCCUCCGCGAAAUCGCCCGCCGAACGAGACGAGCAGGCCAAGAAGAGCGUCGAGGAGAUCGCACCGAUAGAGGCGGACGAGGAGCAGACCGACGUGUUGCCGGGACAAGACGACGAAUUGUGCAUCAUUCCAGACAGCAUGAAGAUAAUAAUACCAAAUAAAUCGGGCAAAACGGUGGACGACGCUCAGGGCGAGUCUACGGUCGCCAAGGAUUCGAAAUCCGAGGAAGCGUCGCAGAAAUCCAAUUCCGAGCUUGAGAAGGAUGCCUCGCAGGAUGAGUCGGUGAAAUCGGUAACUGUGGAAAAUAAAAGUACAGAAGAGAAUGCCGUAAAGCAGAAGAUGGUCGUUGAAGACGAGUCGAAGUCGGAAAAUGUGGUCCUGAUGGCGGAUGUUAUCAACAUCGACGACGAGUCGAAAAAUUCAGAAGUUGAGGAGAUUAGUCAUAAAGAGGUGUGUAAGCAGUGCGGCGAGGAGGGGGUGUGCAAAAUUCGGGUGAAGAUCGACACGGAUAGUCAUCUCGUGUGCUCGAAAACGUGCAAGGCGUUAUUUAAAGCAGCCAAUAUCAAAUCGAUGGACAUACCGAGCCAAGCGGCUCACUCUAAACAGGAGAAGCGUUGCGCGAGCUGUUUAUUAAUUAUAGAGGCAAGUGACGAGCGAAAUCUCUCGUGGGAGACAAUGGAGUUCUGCAACGAGGAAUGUUUGGGCAAGUUUCAACGCAAGUACGGAAGUUACUGCAAGAAUUGCAACGGCGCGGUUCAAGCUGUGAGUUUAGGAAAGUAUUGCGUGAGAUUCGGAUGCGACGUGCGACAGUUUUGCUGCUCGACAUGUCUGGAGGAGUUCAAGAAGGGCCUGAAGGUGUGCAGUUACUGUCAGAAGGACAUAAGUUUCAGCACGGACGGCUUCCUCGCGCCGGUCGGCGAGAAGGGGCAGUUUAAAGACUUUUGUACGCAAGACUGCAUGGAAAAGUAUUCCAAGUUGAAUUCGACGGAGCCGCCAGCUACGGAGAAGAAGCCGUGCAGCGUCUGUCAGGAGCAAAAGCUCGUACACUGCGAAGUUCAGAUAUACAAUAGCACUCCAGUAGCGAUAUGCAGCGAGCCCUGUUUCGCCGCGUUCAAGUUUGUGAAACAGGUGAAGCCUGAGCAGUGCUCUACCUGCAAGAAGUUUUUCGAAUUGCCGAAUAAGCAGCAUUUUAUUGUAUUUUACGAAAACGAGCCCCACACGUUUUGCCACAAGACAUGUUUAAAUAUAUUUAUCAUAACGAAUAGGAAAAUAGUUCCGUGCAACUGGUGCAAAGUAAAGAAGUAUAACUUUGAUAUGAUUAAGAAGGAAUUGAAAUCGGGACAAACUCUGAUGAUGUGCAGCUUAAAUUGUUUGACGCUAUAUCAGGUUUCGAUAAAUGCGGUGUCUGCGAAACGAAUUAACUGUGAUUUAUGUAAGGAGUACUCCUUAGCUCAUUAUCAUCUCACAAUGUCGGACGCUACGAUACGUAAUUUCUGCUCGUACAAUUGCGUCAUGAACUUUCAAGCGCAAUACACCAAGUCGCCUAUAACUAUACCGUCGGGCGACGAUCCUGUACCUACGGGGCUGCCCAAGAGGACCACAUUGCCGCAAAGAAGCACGGCUCAGACCGUUGGCAGCGAGAUGCCAAGUAAGAAGAUUCCGGUCAUCUCUUCGGUGACGAGCCUAGCCUCGAUGGGAAACGGACAAGCGAGCCCGACGUCGCAGCAAAACAAUAUGGUGAUGCCCGCGAACGCGAGUCAAGCGGCACAGAUGGUCUACAAGCAGCAGGUCAUUACCAGACCGCCUAGUCCGGUGAAAGUGCACAACAAGACGACUCAGUGCAAGCCUAUAGUACAUACGAAAGGGGUGUCCGUGCGUCCUCAUCCCUGCACAAAAUGGACGCAGACGACGGAAAAGGCGCAACAGGUGUUCGUACCCAUACCAGUGCCAAUUUACGUUCCGUUUCCAAUGCACAUGUAUAGUUUACCUUUCCCAGUUCCAAUGCCUUUCCCGUUGCCCAUUCCGGUCCCGCUGUUUAUACCUACUACGAGAAACAGCGCCAAGGGAAUUAUGAAAGAUAUCAAGAAAAUACAGGAGAAGAUACCGGCCGAUCCGUACGAAGCCGAGCUCCUUAUGAUGGCCGAGAUGGUGGCUACCGAAAAGAAGACAAACGACAGCGAUUCGGACUCGGUGGACGAUAGUCCGGAAGCGGUUGAUUCCAGCAACAUGUUUGGAGAGGACAUGUUGCAAGUGGCGCAAAUGUUAAACAUCGCCGCGGCAGAAUUAAACGAGCCAGCGGUCGAUUUGGAAGCUGCCCUGACUUCGAACACGAUUACAGCUACACAAGCACCGCCGCAGACAGAGAACACUUUAGAUAACGACGUGCAAUCGGAACGGCUAAUGGUUGCCUCUAGAGGAAAGAAACGUGUGAUCCCGUACAAACCGCGAUCGACACCGACCAAACGGAUGAGGCGUGUCUCCGGUACAAAUGACAUGCCGAUGAUGCCACCACCGGAGCCACAGCCGCCGCCGCAGCCGCGCAUUUUGGAGCCGAUGGAGAAACCUGACGCUAAUAUGGCAUUAAAAUAUACGUUUGGCGUAAACGCGUGGAGGCAAUGGGUGGUGGGGAAGAAUGCUGAAUUAGAAAAACAAAGUACACCCUUGAGGAAGAUAAAAUUGUUCAAGACAGAUCUCCUGCAACUUACCGCGGACGAGUUAAAUUAUUCGCUAUGCCUCUUCGUGAGGGAAGUGAAAAAACCGAACGGUUUGGACUACGCUCCCGAUACAAUAUACUACCUUUGCCUAGGAAUACAGCAGUACCUGUUUGAGAAUAACAGGAUCGAUAACAUAUUCACGGACUCGUACUACGAGAAAUUUACAGAUUGCUUAAACGAGGUAGCGAAAAAGUUCUCCGUGCUGUACAACGAUACCCAAUACAUCGUGACCAGAGUGGAGGAGGAGCAUUUGUGGGAAUGCAAACAAUUAGGUGCCCAUUCCCCGCAUGUUCUGCUAAGCACGCUUAUGUUCUUCAAUACGAAACAUUUUAAUCUCGUGACAGUAGAGGAGCACAUGCAACUUUCCUUCUCUCAUAUCAUGAAACAUUGGAAGCGCAAUCCAGCAGCCCAACCCGCAGCAGUGGCAGGGAAAGUUCCCGGUUCAAGAAAUGUCCUUCUGAGAUUUUAUCCGCCGCAAUCAGCUCUUGAAGCUAAUUCAAGAAAAAAGAAAGUGUAUGAACAACAAGAGAAUGAAGAGAAUCCAUUGAGAUGUCCUGUUAAGUUGUACGAAUUCUAUUUGUCGAAAUGCCCUGAAAGCGUCAAGACGCGAAAUGAUGUCUUCUAUCUAUUGCCAGAACGUAGUUGUGUGCCAGACAGUCCGGUAUGGUACUCGACAUCGCCCCUCGCGAAGGAACAGCUCAUCAAAAUGUUAUAUCGUAUUAAAAUGGUUAAAGAAAUUAACGUAGCUUUACUAACGACUUAAUUUUACCUAUUACAAUGAUCUCUUAUAUCGUCAAACCAACAAGUAAGAGAGGCAAGAGGAAGACUCAUCUGUUUUAACACUUUGACUGCCAUCCGAAAAUGUGAGUUCAACCUCAGACUUAGCAAUGUUACAAUAUCGUAUAUUUAAUUAUAAAAGUGAACAUUUGAACAAGAUUCCGUUAACGAAGUUUAAUUUUUGGUACAAAUUUUGUCUUUAGCAUAAGAAGCUACGUUGUGAUUUUUACCUAUUGAAUUGUGUGUAUAUGCAAAGUGUUAAAAUGGUACGUGAAAAUGCAGAAGAGGGAUUACUACAAAAAUGAGAUACGAACAGAAAUAUAGGAUUAAACAAGUUUUCCAGUUUUUAUUGUAUAUUUUUCACUUCCCAAUAAAAAGAAACUUCUUGAUCAUAAAAAAAAA